GCAUACUCCCCAUCGCACCACUCUCUCUCCGCCGCCCCUCCCCCCGCCCGACCUACCGCCAUGCUCCCCCGGCUGUCGGCCUCCCGCACCCUCGCGCGCCAGGUUCCCGCUGGCCGCCUGUUCUCGACGUCCCGCGUCCGCAGGGCGGACAUCACGCUCACCAUCGACGGCAAGGAGGUGACCGUGCCUGCUGGUGCCUGUUACCAUGACAGGCUAGCGAUCGCCGGUAACUGCCGCAUGUGCCUCGUCGAGGUUGAGCGCGCACCAAAGCCGAUCGCGUCGUGCGCGCAGCCCGCCAUGCCCGGCUCCAAGGUCUUCACCAACACGCCCAAGGUGCACAAGGCGCGUGAGGGCGUCAUGGAGUUUUUGCUCUCCAACCACCCGCUCGACUGCCCCAUCUGCGACCAGGGAGGCGAGUGUGACCUCCAGGACCAGUCGAUGCGCUACGGCUCGGACAGGACACGCUUCCACGAGAUUGCUGGCAAGCGUGCCGUCGAGAACAAGAACUUUGGCCCCAUCGUCAAGACGUCGAUGAACCGCUGCAUUCAGUGCACGCGUUGUGUGCGUUUCGCCAACGACGUCGCUGGCGUCGAGGACCUCGGAACCUCGGGCCGUGGAAACGACCUCCAGAUCGGCACGUACAUUGAGAAGACGCUCAACUCUGAGAUGUCGGGCAACAUUAUCGACCUGUGCCCCGUCGGUGCGCUCACGUCCAAGCCUUACGAGUUCCAGGCCCGUCCCUGGGAGCUGAAGAAGACCGAGUCGGUCGACGUUCUCGACGCUGUUGGUUCCAACAUCCGCGUCGACUCGCGCGGUGUUCAGGUCAUGCGUAUCCAGCCCAAGCUCAACGACGACGUCAACGAGGAGUGGAUCAACGACAAGACCCGCUACGCCUACGACGGUCUCCGCUACCAGCGUCUCACCACCCCCCUGGUCCGUGAGGGCGACCGCUUUGUCCCCUCGUCGUGGGAGCACGCCCUCGAGGCUAUCCGUGUCGGUCUUGCCAAGUCGGGCGCCAAGGGUGACGAGAUCAAGGCCGUUGCCGGCUCGCUCGCCGACACCGAGUCGCUUGUUGCCCUCAAGGACCUCGUCAACCGCCUCGGCUCGGAGAACACCACCCUCGACCAGGUCAACGGCCAGGCUCCUCCCGCUGCCGGUGUCGACGUUCGUUCCAACUACCUCUUCAACACUGGUAUCGCCAACGUCGAGGACGCUGAUGCCGUCCUCCUCAUCGGCACCAACCCCCGUCACGAGGCCGCCAUCAUCAACACCCGCUUCCGCAAGUCGUGGCUCAAGAACGGCCACAACUUUGGUGUCAUUGGCGAGGACUUUGACUCGACCUUCAAGUACGAGAGCGUUGGCAAGUCGGCUGCCGAUGUCGCCCCGUUCCUCGGCGGCAAGGCCGAUGGCGAGUUUGCCAAGCUCUUCGCUGCUGCCAAGAAGCCUCUGAUCGUUGUCGGCUCGGCUGCCGUUGAGGGCAAGGACGGCGCCGCCAUCCUCAAGGCCGUGUCCCAGCACGUCCUUGACAACUCGGCCAAGUUUGUCACCCCCGAGUGGAACGGUUUCUCCAUCCUCCAGCGUGCCGCUUCGCACGCCGCCGCCUACGACAUUGGCUUCACUCCUUCGGCUUCGUCCUCCAAGGCCCAGCCCAAGUUUGUCUACCUCCUCAACGCCGACGACGUCGACCCCGCUUCCAUUCCCGAGAACGCCUUUGUCGUCUACCAGGGCCACCACGGUGACGUUGGUGCCCAGUACGCCGACGUCUGCCUGCCCGGUGCCGCCUACACCGAGAAGGCCACCACCUGGAUCAACACCGAGGGCCGCUCCCAGCAGGGCCGUACCGCCGUUCCUCCUCCUGGCGCCGCCCGCGAGGACUGGAAGAUCAUCCGUGCCCUCUCCGAGGUUGUCGGCCAGCCCCUGCCCUAUGACGACGUUGUCCAGGUCCGCGACCGUCUCUGGGACAUCUCCCCCACCCUUGUCCGCUACGACGAGGCUGAGGCUCCUUCCACCGAGGCUCUCCGCGCUGGUCUCGAGUCGCUCGCCAAGUCGAGCGCACCCGCCCCUUCGAGCGAGCUCCUCCGCAAGCCCAUCUCCGACUUCUACCGCACCGACCCCAUCUCGCGUGCAUCCGUCACCAUGGCAAACUGCUCAAAGGCAUUCACCAACGGUUCCCCAUUGAACGCUGCCGCCGAGGACGCCAAGCAGGCGGCCCACGCGUAGAAGAGGUCUUAGACGGAAAGCGCACCAAGGCGAAAGGCGCAAUAGUAUUUGUACGCAGGGCAUGGAUCAUAUUGACACGG
Messenger RNA from Vanrija pseudolonga, 2300 nucleotides. RefSeq names its product NADH-ubiquinone oxidoreductase subunit, mitochondrial (gene nuo78). The transcript has 3 exons. Gene Ontology annotation, biological process: cellular respiration; ATP synthesis coupled electron transport. The record is from RefSeq and is a predicted model, not a curated record. Gene Ontology annotation, cellular component: membrane. Bases 61 to 2220 code for a protein of 719 amino acids. NCBI's taxonomy places the organism in Eukaryota, Fungi, Basidiomycota, Tremellomycetes, Trichosporonales, Trichosporonaceae. Gene Ontology annotation, molecular function: NADH dehydrogenase (ubiquinone) activity; iron-sulfur cluster binding.